Messenger RNA from Ilyonectria robusta, 759 nucleotides. RefSeq names its product esterase/lipase. NCBI's taxonomy places the organism in Eukaryota, Fungi, Ascomycota, Sordariomycetes, Hypocreales, Nectriaceae. The record is from RefSeq and is a predicted model, not a curated record. Bases 1 to 759 code for a protein of 252 amino acids. Gene Ontology annotation, molecular function: hydrolase activity. The transcript is spliced from 4 exons.
AUGGCAUCGAACCCAAUUGGUAGCUGUUGCUACCAGGGUGUAAAGCACGAAGGCCAGCCUUAUGGGCACGUCGAGACCGUCGGGGAGACCGAGACAUAUAUCGUUGAGCCUAAAUCCUCGAACGGCUUUGGGUUGAUAUUCCUCACCGAUAUCAUCGGCCACAAGUUCGUUAACGCUCAGCUAAUCGCCGACCAGUUCGCCGCCAACGGAUACACGGUUCUCAUUCCGGAUCUCUUCCACGGCGACCCCGUCCCGCUCAACGCCGAUAUGGCGACUUUUAGCCUGCCUGACUGGAUGCAGGGCAAGCUUGGCGCCAAGAAUAUCCCUCAUAUCGCCGAGACGGUCGACCCUGUAGUAGCUGCGUCGCUGAAGUUUCUCAAGGAGAAGUAUAACCCGAAGAAAGUUGCCGCUGUCGGCUACUGCUUCGGCGCCAAGUAUGUGGUGCGGGGCCUCGGCUCUGGCAGCUUCGAUGCCGGCUACAUCGCGCAUCCGGCCAUGGUGAGCAUGGAAGAGCUGGAGGCAAUCAAGGGCCCGCUCUCUAUUGCGGCGGCUGAGGUGGACGAUAUUUUCCCGACUAACCUACGCCACGACUCGGAGGCAGUGCUUCUAAAGACGGGCACACCUUACCAGCUCAAUGUAUACUCUGGAGUCAACCAUGGGUUUGCUGUCCGGUGCGACCUGAGUGACAAGAGGCAGAAGUAUGCUAAGGAGUCGGCCUUUCUGUUGGUACUUCAGUGGUUUAACGAGUAUCUGAAUUAG